GUUUUUUGACACGCGAGAAUGUUGAAGCGGUCUGCCUAUAAGUGAAUCGUCGUGGGCGUGGUCUCUCGGAAGUAACCAAUCCGAAGCGAGGGUUUCGAGGUCUUCGUUUAAGCGGCGUUGCUGUUGCUUGCUGUGAAAGUCGAGAAGCAGUUGGAGGUGCAAUAGAAAACUGUGGCAGUUGGAGUGGGCGGCUGUGCUCGGAAAACGGCGGUAGAAGUUGAAGCUGGAAUCGAAGCAGCGCAUUCCUAACUGAAAGAAGAAAUGUCCUCCUUCGAUCAGCUACGGGAACUGCGGCAGCAGAACAAAAGGCUCCUCCAGCGGCUCAUGGCGAAGCAGGCCUUUAUUUUGGAGCAGACCCAAAGUAAUGCAGCAUCACAGUCUAAUGGAAGACAUGUAACUUCUCUACAGACACAACAACCUUCUGAGACGGUAAUUAGAGUGACAGGUGGGCAAGAAGUUAAGGCCCGAGCAGCCCUGUAUGGGGUUCCAGGAUCCAAGCUAAGGUCUGAAUAUCAGUAUGGACCACAAAAAACUUGGAGGGACCAUAAAUCCCUUCAGCUUGUAGACGAAGAUGGCAGAAGGUCACUGCAAGAAUCUGGUCCAUGUAGUGAACACUGCAGCAAGGCUCUGAGAGACUGUCAGACGUCUACACCCUUCAGCAAACGAAAUAUGCUGGAAAUAAACCAAAGUCAGAUGACAUUUCUGCAAGAACCACUCUAUAAAGAUCAGCUGCUUGAUGUCGGAAAUGUCCGCCUUAAAGAGAAUACUACCCAAGGUGGUAAAAAUCCAAAAUCCAUCCUAGCUAUGCAACAAAGCAGAGAGCGGAAAGGUGAGGUUCAUGUGACCUUUCAGGCUGACAUGGAAUACCAUAAAGACUUGUGUGAAAAGGCCUUUUUGGGCUAUGACUGGAUAGCAGGCCAGUUGGAUGCAGAAUCUUCUCUCUCUGAUCAGUCCGAGGAAUAUUUCUCUGAGCUGAGAAACUUUCGUCAGGUGAACAAGGAGGAUUGCUUCUACAGCAGCAUUGUCAGAGAGGAGGACGUUGAGUUUACAGCCCCUCCACUGGUGGAGCCCCAGCUAGACCUCCUUCCUUCCUUGGACACACACCAAUGUACUCAUUGCUACAGAGUUGACCGUCGCCUUUUUACUGUGCCUCUUGAACCUGAGGCUGCUUGUGCCAUCUGCAAGCUUCCAAGGAAUCGCCUGCAGAGUAGUGAACAGAAGCCGGCCUUCAUAAGGAUCAGUAUCCCACGGUCAACACUGCUACCUGCCUACAAGUACAAGGCACAUCGAAGAAAGAGUUUUGACCCUACAGACUCCUUGUCUCUGCCCUCUCACUGCCUUUCAGGAUGGUCCAACAGUGGCUCCUUAUCCACCUCACAUAGCAAUAGCUUUGGCAUAAGAAAGAGCUGCUCUGUGUCUGGGGUGCUGAACGGCAAACUAUUAAGUUUGCUUCAUGACAAGAACUCUGAGGAACCUAUCAAUUCUUCAGAUGAACUUCUAAGCUUAUCACGUGCUGCAGAGUAUCACCUCCAGAACAUGGAGCGGCCAACAAGGACAGUGCCUACCUCGGGAGACUCCGUUUACUAAUGCUUCUGAAAACAUUCCUAAUGUUUGUGCAAUGAGUGCCAUAUAACCCAUGUAGAUGAACUCUCUGACUGACAACCUGGGCACUCUGUGCUAUACUUCACAUAUCAUUCAUCUGAAAUCUGUUUUAUGGUCUUUACAGUCUCUCUGUUUCUUGCUCCAUUGCAAAUACAUCAGGGGAAUCUUACACUGAAAAUCUUGCAUGGAUUUAUUUGUAAUAGCUGAUCUUUUUGGUAAUGAAAACUUGGCAUGUGCCCUGAAUCCAUUAUUUGUGUGUUGUUUGUUGAGUGAGGCCAGCAGAUAAUAAUAAUUGUGACUGGGUUUGAUAUUAAAAAUAUUUAUUAAAAUAAGGGAAUCAAAAUUGUGUUGUAGUGUUACUGAAACCUUUUAAUCGGUGUGGUGUGCAGGAGCCGCACCAGCUCCCCAAACCUGACACAGACAGACACCAGGCACAAGUUCAGCACACACGGCCUUCCCAAAUCGUUCCCUACAUCACAGUACAAAAGCAUUAACAAUAAAUGCAGCACUUUCUUUCUCUUCUCCUUCGGCAAGCUUUGUCCUCUGGCUCCUUGAAAGAAAUGAUGCAGAACUUUUUUAUGCUACACCUGAAGCACUCCAGGUGGCCUGUCAGUAUGAGCCAGAAGUACUCCUGGAUGUGGCUGAAGCCUGACAUACUACAGCCCUGGAGCACA
Messenger RNA from Erpetoichthys calabaricus (reedfish), 2276 nucleotides. It is a transcript of the gene miip, whose product is annotated as migration and invasion inhibitory protein. The record is from RefSeq and is a predicted model, not a curated record. The transcript is spliced from 9 exons. Gene Ontology annotation, biological process: negative regulation of G2/M transition of mitotic cell cycle; negative regulation of cell migration. The coding region runs from base 262 to 1587 and encodes 441 amino acids. Lineage: Eukaryota; Metazoa; Chordata; Cladistia; Polypteriformes; Polypteridae.